AUGCUCGUCCCCUUGGAGAUGCUUGGAGCACAGGAUGGGAGGACCCGAUGGACAAAAGUGACGCUCUCCGAGUCCCCGUUCUCUCCGUUAUCCUUCGUUGCAGUUUUACUGUUCUUCACUGUUGUGCAGAAUCAUGUCCGACGCUUCAACCACGAAGGGCAAGCCUGUCUCCGGAACAUCAGGGGCUCCUUCCCUAUGACCCAGAUCUCCUUGCUUGCGGAAACGCGUUUCGCAAGCCAGUUUUGCUCUGCACGAAGAUCUUCUGUGCCUUCAGAAUGCAUGUUUUCAUAUGCAGGUCGUACAGACUCUGACCCUCGCUGUCGCAAUUUUGAUGCAGAGAAGUUCGGCACCAUGAAGGAAGCUUAUUGGGAUGGACGUAUCAGUGCACAGAACGAAGCACAGAUGGAAAUUGGGCCAUGCUUUGAUGAUGGAAACUUGGUCAUAGAGUAA
Molecule: messenger RNA, 450 nt
Organism: Desarmillaria tabescens
Lineage: Eukaryota; Fungi; Basidiomycota; Agaricomycetes; Agaricales; Physalacriaceae
Exons: 2
Coding region: 1-450 (149 amino acids)
Source: RefSeq, a predicted model, not a curated record